AUGAUUGCGUCAGCAACUACAUCAUCAGCACCUUCUCAGGAUGUUGCAGGUGUCGACGAGAAAGUCAGGCUGAAAAAAGAAUUGAGACUUUUUGAGGCUGUUUCCGUCAUUGUCGGUCUCAUUGUUGGUACAGCGUUUUUGACAUUCCUCAACUGCUGGAACAUGAAAGUGACGAAGAAAAUUCAAGACGUUUUUCUGAUCACGAAAUUGACAGCGCUGGUCGUCGUGAUUGUGUCUGGAUUGGCCUACAUGUUCUCUGGUCACUAUGAAAACUUCGACGAUCCGUUCAAGGGAUCGGCAACUUCUCCUGCAAAAGUCGCGGUUUCCUUUUAUCAAGGAAUGUUCGCUUACACGGGAUUCAAUUAUCUUAAUUACAUGAUUGAGGAAGUCAAAGAUCCCUAUGUGAAUUUACCAAGGGCAAUUUACAUUUCAAUGCCUUUGGUCACCUGCUUGUAUGUUUUGGCAAACAUCGCUUAUCUUGCUGUUUUGUCACCAGAAGAGAUGCUUGCUUCAAGCGCAAUUGCGGUGGGUAUUAUGUCACUGUGUUACUUGAGCACGAGUGACGUGUAUCGUUUGAUCGACUACUCAGCUUUUGUGGAGUCAAGCUUCAUUUGCAUGUCGGUCACCGCCUUAUUGUACUUCCGGUACAAAAUACCGGAUGCCAAGCGACCUGUCAAGGUUCCCACCAUUUUGCCAAUUUGUUUCCUGGCCAUGUGCCUUUUCCUGGUGGUCUUUCCGGUGUUCGAACGUUGGCAAGAGGUGCUGGCAGCAAUUCUCAUCACUGGCUUCGGGGUCCCUGUUUAUUUCACGUUUGUAUGGUGGCAGACAAAGCCAGCUUGGCUCGCCAAUUUCAGCCGUUUGAUCACCACAAAAGCUCAGAAGCUCUUUCUCUCAAUACCCCAAGAGGACUAUGAUGAAGAGGAAGACAAAAUGAAAAAUGAGGAAGCCCCAAAAGAGCGAUGA
This is a messenger RNA of Notodromas monacha, 963 nucleotides long. The record is from the annotation of a GenBank genome assembly. NCBI's taxonomy places the organism in Eukaryota, Metazoa, Arthropoda, Ostracoda, Podocopida, Cyprididae.